Zea mays is the source of this 1315-nucleotide messenger RNA. Its product is annotated as Ribosomal protein L22p/L17e-like. Gene Ontology annotation, cellular component: mitochondrial large ribosomal subunit; ribosome. Gene Ontology annotation, biological process: translation. The coding region runs from base 19 to 885 and encodes 288 amino acids. The transcript has 6 exons. Lineage: Eukaryota; Viridiplantae; Streptophyta; Magnoliopsida; Poales; Poaceae. Gene Ontology annotation, molecular function: structural constituent of ribosome; GTP binding; GTPase activity. The record is from RefSeq and is marked provisional.
GCGACCCGACGACAGGUAAUGGCUUCCGCCGCGGUGCUCCGGAACGCCGGAUCUCGCCGCCUCUUCUCCUACCCCACCCUCCGUGCUGCUGCAAUCUCGGGACCCGCCGUGCUACCAGAUGCGCCCGUGGCGGCGUCGGUGGCGGCCCAGCCGCCCCCGCUGGCCUGGACACUCUGGGCGAUGUCCAUGGCCACCUUCACACGCACGAAGCCCCAUGUGAACGUCGGCACCCUUGGGCACGUCGAUCACGGCAAAACCAGUCUCACUGCCGCUAUUACCAAGGGAAUAUCAACUACAAGGAAUUUGCUUGCAGAUGAUGCUAUGGUGCCUAUCUCCUCUCCUUUGACUCCUCCACUAGGUGACAGUGAAGAAACUGACAAAAAGGGGGCUGUGGUAAAACGCCUAAAGGUCCAAGCCAUAAAAAAAGAUAUCAAACAGAGUCCCAAGAAGGUGAAUCUAGUAGCAAAGCUGGUUCGAGGUAUGCGUGUAGAAGAUGCCCUACUGCAGCUGCAAGUGACUGUUAAAAGGGCUGCCAAAACCGUUUACCAGGUGAUCCAUUCUGCUCGGGCCAAUGCAUCUCACAACCAUGGAUUGGAUCCUGAUAAGCUCAUUGUUGAGGAGGCCUUUGUGGGAAAGGGACUUUUCCUGAAGAGAGUGUCUUACCAUGCCAGAGGGAGGUCCGGCAUUAUGGUGCGACCAAGGUGCAGACUGACAGUGGUGGUUAGAGAAGCUACAGCUGAGGAGGAGGCAAAGAUCGCCAAACUCAGGGUGAGCAACUACAAGAAGCUGACCAGGAAGGAGCAGCAGCUUAUGCCUCACAGGCUCAUCGAGGUUAGCCCGAGGUGGAUUCGCAAGAGGAAAGCGGAGGCUGGUGCUACGGCGUAGUACUUUAUGUAUGCAGAACCUGCAUUCACUGCUUUGCACAUCCGAGGAGCGAACAUGCCUUCCCUGGCACAAAUACUUGAUCCUCUCUCGGUGUCGAUUCACGCAAACGGGUUACAAAGCUAGGCUUGGUUUGUUUUGCUCUAAAUCCAUGUGGAUUGGAUGUGUUUAAAUCGCAAACAAGUCAAAAUCCUUUAUAAGUUUUUCUAAUCUCAUCAAAUCCACAUGGGAUAGAGAAUAAUCGAACAAGACCGUAGGUGGAUUCGACUAUUUGGUAAUCUUGGUCGUUUGGAGUCUAGGAAGAGAGGAAAAUGCUAUGUAUUUUAGCGAUGUGCAUUGUAGCCAACUAAAACCUCGCCAAAGCAUUGGAUGUGCAUGAGACACGUACCAUUGCUUCUACAAUUUCAUGCAACUAUUGGUUUCAGCUGGUUUC